Prunus armeniaca (apricot) is the source of this 453-nucleotide messenger RNA. The record is from the annotation of a GenBank genome assembly. Lineage: Eukaryota; Viridiplantae; Streptophyta; Magnoliopsida; Rosales; Rosaceae.
AUGUCCGAUGAAGUAUUCGGCAAGAUAGCCAUACCACCAGAAGCUUCAGCACAAACAAUUUCCCAUCUUGCUCAAGGACAUUUCAUGGUUUCAAGGUACAGAGAGUCCCUUGCAUAUUAUGAAAGCUCUCGGAAGUGGAGAGAAAGUGUUGGUUGUGGUUGCCUUGUUCACGUUCACAUGUGGGUGAUGGAAGAGUAUGGUGUGGCCAAAUCAUGGGCUAACCUAUUUGCAAUAUGCCUGGAACUGGAUCUAGGCGUUUCUACACUGAUUGGUUGUAGAAAAAGUGGUGAAGAAGUUGUGCUCAGAAUCAGAAUGAUGGCUGACAACGGUGAAUAUCGGUCUGUGAACCCUAGGAAACGUGGAAUUGAAGGACAAUACGGGUGUUAUGCGGUCAUGGAUGAUUUAACACAGAGCGUUGUCUUGCUUGACCAGCCUAAUGUAUUUACAUGCUAA